Messenger RNA from Acanthoscelides obtectus, 3377 nucleotides. The record is from the annotation of a GenBank genome assembly. Lineage: Eukaryota; Metazoa; Arthropoda; Insecta; Coleoptera; Chrysomelidae.
AUGACGAAACCCCUUGUAUAUAAAGCGUCUAAUAGUAUCUUCUUUGUUUCAGCCCUUUCUCCCGACUUCAUCCUCAAUGCUUCAGCGAGUGCAUCCCCAAGCAACGGCGAUGUCCAAGCGGUUGACAGCAAGCGAACCGCCGCUGAAACAGAAGCUGCACACGACCUGCUAUCGCUGUCGCAGAGUCUGCCGCCCCUGCCUGCCCCUAGUGUCGUGAUGAUUCACCAUACGGUGCCCUCAGAAGAUGAUCCACCAAGUCCCACGCACUGCUAUAGGCCGCUUUCACCUGAAACUACGGCCCCCGUCAGCACUCGGCGAACCUCUGGAAGGACAAAAUCAGCACACCAGCCGGCUAAAACACCCACCCCUACCACUACUACCCCUGCCCCUGCCCCUACUCCUUCACCGCCUCCUCCACCUCCCCCAGUACAGCAACAGCCAACUGUGAUCGUCCAAAACUCUCAAGUGGUGAUGCCCUGUUAUACGCCACCUAUCGUAUACGUGGUCCAAAUGCCAGCUACCGUACCUACACCUCCCACAUCCGAGUGCUCUAGUGAUGCUGAGAACCUGCAGGUCUGUAAUGUGGAAAGGUUAGCAAGCUCUAGUGAUGACAUAAUCAUCUUGCCACUUUCGCCUGAACCGGACAUCCAAACCAAUCAAGACAUCAUUCAGAAGGUCGACGUGGUUGCCACCUCACAUCUAGAGAUUCCGGAUAGACGAAAAAGGAAAAACAGAGGAAAAUCCAGGUCCAAGAGCAGCUCAGAUGAUGUGGAUGUUAGCUCGUCAGAGUUCAAUACUGCUUCAAGAGUGAAAUUCUACAAAGUAGUAGAAGAAGACCAAGAAGAAGAGAUCGAUGUCGAGGGUAUAGAAGAUUCCUUGAAAAACCGGUACAUCUGUACUGAAUGUGGGAAACAGUACGCUACUUCAAGUAACCUGUCUAGGCACAAACAGACGCAUCGCAGUCUUGAUUCGCAGGCGGCCAAAAAAUGUAACACGUGCGGUAAGGCGUACGUCAGCAUGCCGGCACUUGCAAUGCAUCUGCUCACACACAAGCUGGCCCAUGGAUGCGAAAUAUGCGGGAAGCAGUUCUCAAGGCCGUGGCUGCUUCAAGGUCAUCUAAGGUCACAUACCGGGGAGAAACCGUACGGCUGCGCGCAUUGCGGGAAAGCGUUUGCUGAUAGAUCGAACCUUCGCGCACAUAUGCAGACGCAUUCAACAGACAAAAACUACAGCUGUUCGAAGUGCAAGAAGACGUUCGCCCUCAAGUCGUACUUGAAUAAACACCAGGAAUCCGCGUGUACAGUCUACACGAAGUACUGUAAGAGAGCAGCCACGGCACACGCUGAGACACAAACCGUACAAACGAUCACUGUCGACUAGAACCUGAAGAUCUCGCGACACAUAUACCUAAAGAAGAGCUCGAUAAGAGUGGGAUGUCUACAUGUGAGAGAACCUGAUAGAUCGACAAAGCUCGGUAUACAUAUUUACGACGGAUCGUAGCUUCACCUAUAGUUUCAAAAGAUAAGUCACUAGCAUACGUAUAAACUGAAACGAUAAAUUAAAGUUGGAUGUAUUCUUGGUCAUCCAUGGAAAGCAUGGAGAUGUGUAAUUAGACAGCAGAAAAUUCCAUUACAUUCAGUUUUAAUUUGAAAAUCAAAAUAAAUCAGACUGUCUGUGUCAUUGUAUAUCAGUCAUACAAUUUUCGGUAGCUCUUGUUAUAUAGCCGCUAUGCUAACUUGAACGAUAGCACAUUCACUAAGCUGUCGUACGACAUACAAAAACAAAAUAUACAUCGCAAGCUAGAUGUAUAAUGACAACUAUUUUUUUCAAAGAAAUCAAGGUCACAUUAGUUAGUACGCCUGUAGUGUGAUUGCUAGAUAAUAGUUUGAUCAUGCAAUCGAGUAACGGUAUCUAGUUAAAAUUAGUUAGGUAUAUCCAAUUCAUGCUGUAAUUACCAAAGUUUCGUGUUCGCAUCGGUAGUAAAGCUGUUGAUGCAUGUCCAACACACCUACAGUUUAGAUGGCUGAAUUAAAGGAUACAUCCAUUUAAUCGCAUGAAUUUUGAGCAACUAUUGUAGAUACAUUGCAAAAUAGGCAAUUGAGAAUAUUAAAAUGGCAAAAAGACUUACGGUUUUCGAAAGCCCUGCAAUAAAAAGCAAUACAGAUAAUACUGAUCUUAAGGAUAACGCUUAUACUCUUUACGUAUAUUUGAUGAUAAGAAUGAGAAUUUAAGUAUGCAACGAAACAAUAGAUGUAGAUGUCAAUUCUUAAAAUUAUAACGUUUUCAAAUAACAAUGAUGCCUCUCUUCAAAAGCUGAAUAAGACAAAUUACAAGACCUCUUUGACGCAUUCAUUUCGUACUUCGUACAAAAGAUAUUUUGCAGCUGAUAAUGACAUAAUCGUACUGAAAUCAGCGUUAAAUCCCUAACCUUUAUCAAAAGCUAUAUACAUGCUGAUACACAAAAUAUGCUAUAUAUCAAGCGCAAACGUUCUCUUUUGGAGAGAGGUAUUUAAAAAGCUACAAGAUGUUACCACUUUCAUACAAAGUGAUGUAGGAUAUUAGGUCAAACCUACUGUAUAGUGAAUUUUUUAUUAGUAGACGAUUUAUUUAUUAUAUUUAUUGUGUUUACACGUAGCUUAUUCAUAUAUUUAUACCAUGUAGGAUAUUCGUUCUGUGUUAUAAUUUAGUGAGACAACGAACGUUUCGUUUUUUAGUCAAGUCAUUAAAUGUUUCCGGAAUGUGACAGAUAUACAAGUAUAUUUUUGAAAGUGAACAUAUUUUGAUAGGAAUUUUUAAAAAAUCGGAAUAUGAGAUGGGAACAUUAAAUGGCUUUUGCACUGAUUUUUUAUGUGUGGAAACGAGUUAAAUAUUGACAAGAAGGUAUAAAGCAACAUUCAGAUUAAAGCAAACAAAAUGGCAUUGUCAGUUUCAGUUUUCGUACCGUAUUAACGAGUCUUAACAUGACGAAAAAAGUCAUUAUUAAAUUUGGCUUGAUCAUAAAAUCGAAAUUGUUUAGGUUCACGUUUUCGGAGCAUCUGAACGAAAUUGAUCUCUCAAAUGAAAUAAAUGAAUGGGACCAAAAGUACAUUAUUUCAUCACCUGGAUCUUUUCUGAAGAAUUUUCUCUGAAUAUACGUACGGCAUUUCGCGUGUAAUAUGUUUGUGCGAAAGACCUUUACACUUUCUGCAUUUAAAUAAUAUUUUCCUCGACAAUUUUUAAUUCGUUUUCCUUUAAACGUCUAGUCAUUACGUGUGGUGGCCAUGUAUAGUAUAUAAUUUGCAAGGCACGUUUUUAUACGUAUACGUAUAUAUUUAUUAAAAUGAAACAGAAUUUUUCGAAGCAUGCAUACCCUAUUCCAGUGAAUAUACAAGUCAAAU